AUAAAAAAUUUCGAACAGAUGCUAACUCUGAUAUUAAUUCUACGUCUAUUUCUAGAAUUCAUGAAGAGGUAUCUGAUGUUAGUGGGUUGCGCUUAUUGGUAGAGUUUGAUGAAAGCAAAAUAAAAGGUCGAGAAAAUAGUGAAGAUUUAGCAUACUUCACUAACACGAUUACGGAAUUACUUUUGCAAUUAGAAAAUCAAAAAGAGGAAAUAUUAGAAUUAAGAAGAAAAAUAAAUAACUAUGUGAGGAGAUAA
Molecule: messenger RNA, 254 nt
Organism: Cetraspora pellucida
Lineage: Eukaryota; Fungi; Glomeromycota; Glomeromycetes; Diversisporales; Gigasporaceae
Source: the annotation of a GenBank genome assembly